AUGUCAAUCAAAACUAAAAAAUCCAAAAUACUUCCUCACGAAUGUCGAAUAUGUGGUGUUCCUGCUGAGUAUGCUUAUUUUGGUGUUAUUUCAUGUCAUGCAUGCAAAAUGUUCUUUAAACGAAAUGGCAAUGCUGGACAGGCAACAUUUGUAUGUAGUUUCGAUGGUCAAUGUGACAUUAAUAUAAAUAAUCGUCAUAUAUGUUCCGUAUGUCGACUUGCUAAAUGUUUUAAAUGUGGAAUGAAUACUGACAAACCUCAAGCAUCAAGACAGACUAAAUCAAAAACAAACGCUUUAGUUAAAGUACAUCAACCAACAAGGCUUCCUACAUUAAAUCUAUUACAAUCAGAUCAGUCAUUAUUGACUAAAAAUCAAUGGAUACUUCUCACAAAUUUAUUCAAUUGUUAUAAAGAAUCUCAGGUUUUACCGUUCACUCAACGUUUAAGAGAGACACAUUAUACUUUACAAUCCAAUUAUGUGAUUUACAAAGCAAUUGCAGAAGAAUUCUUAAUAUCUCUUUACAAAACAACAGGGGCAUAUCUUUGUUCCAAUGAUGAUCUUCGUAAAUUAUCAUCUAAUGAUCGUUCCGUAAUACUUCAUAGUGCUGCUGACAAUGUAUGCUGCAUAAGUAGUACAUUCAUUAUGCAGUAUUAUCAUUUAUAUGAUCUCGAUGCUUUCUUGAACGCUAUUAGCAUAAAGUAUGGAAUGCAUGCAAUGGAUAUUCAUGCUCGGGCAAGGAAAUUCAUUGAUCCAGAUAUUGUAUUGGCCAAACUAUCAAUUUCAUUGUUCGCUUUCUCUGAAAAUACUUGUUAUUAUUAUUCAAAUGUCUCGAACGACUUAACAAAUCCUAUUAAUAUUUUAAAGAUUCAAAAUAAAUAUGCAGAAAUAACAUGGAAAUAUCUUCUCUACAAAUAUGGUUACUAUAACGCUGUGAAACGAUAUCUUAAUAUAACUCUUUGGCUUGCUUCUAUGAGUAUUUUAACAUUUCAUGCUCAAACUCUGAUGGUACAUAUUAAUGAUAUUUACUCAAUAAUUGAACAAACUGAACUGGCACUUAUAUUAGAUGAUGUUGAUCAGAUAAUUGAAACCAAUCAGUAG
Messenger RNA from Rotaria sp. Silwood2, 1098 nucleotides. Lineage: Eukaryota; Metazoa; Rotifera; Eurotatoria; Philodinida; Philodinidae. The record is from the annotation of a GenBank genome assembly.